UUUACGUGCAGCACGCAGCCAGCACGCCGAUGAACGACUGGCAGACAUUUGAAGUCGACAAUUCCGAUAAUGUGAGCGACGAUGAAAGCCGUGAGCUUCGGUGUUCUGGGAGGAAGAGGUGUGCCAGUACCAAGUGUCAGUGUCAUCCGGAGACUUUGGCGGAUAUGCAGCUCUCCGAAGUGAGGAAUAACCACGGAAAUAGGAGAACAAAUUGGGGAAUGGGGCAGCUUUGA
Messenger RNA from Trypanosoma cruzi, 233 nucleotides. RefSeq names its product retrotransposon hot spot protein (RHS), putative. The record is from RefSeq and is a predicted model, not a curated record. Lineage: Eukaryota; Euglenozoa; Kinetoplastea; Trypanosomatida; Trypanosomatidae. The transcript has a single exon. The annotation marks the transcript as partial.